AAAUAUUUCUGUAUAAACGUUAUGCUAUCUCUUACGGUUGCCAGUGAUGAGAACAGUUGAUUUCGAGAUGUUCUUUUGUAUUUUACGUGGACUUUGAAUUUCUUGAUUACCGUGUUCAAAUGUGUACUUAUUGUAUUUAGUCUAAAACUAAUGACCUAUUUUUGUACGAAUUUCCAUACAGGUAUAGGCUCUAAUAUGAAUUUUAUUAUUAUUUAUAUCAAUUACAAACACUUAAACUUCGAACACUUCACACGCAUCGUUGAACAAUAACCGUGUAGAAUAGAAACUAUGACCGAAUAUUGUUGUCUCGUAUUUACCUAUAGGUACGUUAUUAUUAUGACCGAUAACGGUAAUUAAUAAUAAUGAUUGGAAUAAAAAUUAAGUCACGUUGAAUGUGUAUUAGUUUUUAUUGGUAUUUUUGUGUACGCGUUUAUAUAUUUAACGACUGUGUUGCAUGCAUUAUUACAUUAAAAUAUGUUAAGCUGCUAUUAGCCAAUAUUUACGAUCUGUGGAAGUGCGCGUGCGCGCGUGUGUUUAUUAUAACACGAUUUUCCCAAUAAUUACAGCAGUUAAAAUAUUAUAAUGUUCUUAUCUAUUGGAAUACCGAAGUAAUAAAACCACCUAGGAAGUCAUAUUCCACUAGUUACGUGCGGGCCUGCGAGAAUUAUAUCGAUGUGGGCACGGUACAGGAGAACGCCAAAGACGGCUGGCUGCGGCGGCGGCAUUCGGUUUAUCGCGACCGGCAUCGGCUUAUCUGAAUGUCAAUGUCCAAAGACGGUUUAUUCCACCUUCUUCACUCAUCAUCUGGUCUUCUCCCACCCACAGGCCGGCGUUAUCGCUUCGCCCGGCUCGUCCGUCGACACCGUUGUUCGCGAUUCGUUCGAGAAAGUCUCGAGUCGCGAACCGACCGUUUACCCACAUUCGCGGUACACAACAUUUUGAUAAUAAAUUACUGUAAUUUUCCGUUUUCGUCGCCACUACCAACCCGGUAAUAUUAUACAUUAUUCCUGUAAAAGUAAUUGUAGGACAGCGAAACCAUAAUGGGACAUUCACUGCGAUUGAUCACAUACCUGGUGCCCAGCCACCCCGUUGAGUUGUACGAGUGCAUCGCCCAUUUCCUGGAAGAACAGCUUCACGUCAGCGCGACGCUCGUCUACGAAUCCAGAGACCCCAUCGACCUGUACAACGACGACCGUCCCGAUCCUUUUUGUCUAAAAGAAGUGGACAUAGGUUUUUUGAGCCCGACGCAUUACCUAAAGAUGAAAAGGUCGAAAAAAAUUGAGUUGCUGCCGAUUACACCUGUGUUCGUUCAUCCCAAGAACACGGCACAAAAACAGGGAUACUACGCGGACAUUAUUAUGCACACGGAUGUCGAGAAAAACGUUAAGUCAUUUCUGGACCUGAGAGGCUGCAAUUGGGGAUACACAGGAGACAAUUCGCUCAGCAGUAGCCUCACCAUGCAGAAGUUGCUCAGGGCUCAUGGCGAAAACUCGUCGUUUUUCGGCAACACGAUAAAGACCGGAAAUCAUUUGUUGACAGUAGAGAAGGUGCAAGAUAAACAAGUUAUGGCCGCAGCCGUUGACUCAGUGGCCUUUUACAAUUACAAAAAUGUUUUGCACAAGGACUCGGACGACAUAAAUAUUUUGCAAAGUGUCGGGGCGCUGCCUCCGUACGCGAUCGUCUGCGGAAAAAACUUAAACGGAGAUCUGAAAUCGAAAAUUGUGAACGCCUUGUCGAAAGCUACGAUUACUAAGCAAUGGAAAGACAAGUUUGAGAAGUUUGGUUUAAUCAAAUUCACGGAAAACUCUUCCGACGCAUACACUGAACUAGAAUUCAACGAGCCUCUGGACGGAAACGGAUUAUCGUCGGUCUAUUAUUGAAGAGACGACAGUACGCGUAAAAUAAUUCCAUCCUAAUAUUAUCGCCGAACUACUUCCCUAUUAAUAAUCAUCGUUGGACCUAUUAAGUCUUUUAUAUAUAUAUUAUUCCACUUUUCAGAGAAUUUGAGUUAAAUUAUUUAUACUAAAUUAUACAUAUUAUAAUAUAUACUAUUAAAAACUUAAAUGUAUAUUAUAAAUUAAUUUGGUUUUGUUGUGAUAUGUUAUUUAUAAUAUUAUACAAAUUUUAAAUCGGCAA
Messenger RNA from Rhopalosiphum padi (bird cherry-oat aphid), 2136 nucleotides. RefSeq lists its product as uncharacterized. Lineage: Eukaryota; Metazoa; Arthropoda; Insecta; Hemiptera; Aphididae. The record is from RefSeq and is a predicted model, not a curated record. The transcript has 5 exons. The coding region runs from base 1041 to 1880 and encodes 279 amino acids.